This is a messenger RNA of Zootoca vivipara (common lizard), 2503 nucleotides long. The record is from RefSeq and is a predicted model, not a curated record. NCBI's taxonomy places the organism in Eukaryota, Metazoa, Chordata, Lepidosauria, Squamata, Lacertidae.
GUUCUGUAAGAUUAUCCCUAUGAUAGGAAAUACACUUUAAUAAACUUGCCUCUAAUCUUUUCAGCAGCCUUGGCAGGCAUAAAAAGCCACCUGAGAAGCAACAUUUACCAGAAUGGGCAACCGACCUUCUGGACAUGUGUUUCAUAAGAACAGGUGCCAGGUAGAAAUCAGCGGCCAAGAAGAUGGAGUCUCAAGGAGGUUGCCAACACACACCCUGGAAGGAGACACGAGAGACAAGUGGUGGUGGUCCUAUUAAACAUAUCAUUUGUGCUCAUAUUAAACAUAGCAGAUAGAAGAUUUGCCAAAAACCCCACCUAAUUGUGUAACUAUGGUGGGUUUGAAUUAACGCCUAAGAGGGAAGUAUCCCUCAAUCCCCUGGGCAUAUGAAAAACUGUGUUCCAUGGCUCAGCGGCCAAGAACGAUGGGAAAACUCUCUCUCCUUGCUCAGAGAACCCAAUAUGUUCACCCAGACCCAUCGGCCAGGAUUCACCAAGAUGCACAUGCCAGGUCCGAAGGACACCCCAAGCUGAAGGCUGUAGAAGGGGACAGGCUCAAGGCUCAAAACCUGCAUAAAGCUGGAGAAAACAAAUUUCAACAUUUUGUGCCAAAUAGCUCACAAUGUAUGGGAAAUAAUAUAACAAUUCAAAAAACAGAUUCAGGUAGGUAGCCGUGUUGGUCUGUCAUAGUCAUAAUAAAUAACAAGAUGAAAGAUUAAAAAAAAUUAUGAAAAGAUGGUCCAAAAAGAGCUCCCUUAAGUCUUUUUGUCUUAAGACAGACUUUAAAAGACUCUAAAUUCUUUUUAUUUUGGAAAUAAUUCCAGUAGCAUAGAUUCACAAAUCACACCAUAUUGAUAAUAAAAAAAUGCAUCCUUGGAUCCUUUUAAAAGUCUAAAGGGUGUGCCUCCCCCAUUUUUUUCAAGCAAAGAACUGUAUCACAAAAUUCUGAGAGUUCAGAUACAUUAUUUCAUUCAGUGUGAUUUCUCCACAUUGAAUUUUUCAGAAAACCUACCGUAUUUCUACCUGUAAAUUCUGUAUCCCACAAGGUUGUCUGGAAAGCCUCCCGCCAUCUGUGUGGGCUAAGAGGGAUCAUUUUCAUACUGGCAGGGUUUUGCUUUUUUAAAAACCCAGCUGACAACUGAUACCACGUUUGGGAUGGGAAAAAAUAUUUCCAUCUAUUUCAUGGAUUAUCCCCCUGCAAAUCCCUUGCUGUGCACCUAUAAAUACCAGAGAGACUCUCCAGUAGCUCCAAAUCGGUGAUCAGCUUCAACCAGGGAGGAGGUCUCCAAGGUAGAUCUGAUCGUUUCGCGGAGAUCCAUUUCAUCCUCCCUCCAGGCCCCUCCCACCGAGCAGCCAGCAGCAUGGAGAUCUUCCAUCCCUUUCUCCUCAUCCUUGCUGGCCUGCUGGGAUCUCUUGCCCAGGAAGGUGGGUGCCAUGUUGAGCUAAAUGGCGUUCGGGGGAUCCGAAUUCCCACGGGGGCUUUUCACCCAGAGCCCCCCAUCUUCCCCCUUCCCAAGGUCGGAGAUGGUAGCGGGCCACUGCGGGUUGUCUUCCUCCACCCCCCAGAUCUUGAAAGGAAGGUCUUCAUAUUCCCGGAAUCAUCGGACACCAGCCACGUGGUUCUGAAGGCCACCUCACAGCAGCCUUUGACCAGCUUCACCAUCUGCCUGAGAUCCUACACCGACAUGACCCGCGCUCACACCCUAUUCUCUUACGCCACCAAGACGAGCGACAACGAGAUCGUGGUCUUCAAAUCCAAAACCAACGAGUACAGCCUUUAUGUGGGGACUGCCGAUGUGAUUUUCUUCUUCCCAGAAAAGCUGGUUUCAGAACCUAGCUGGGAGCAGAUCUGUAUGAGUUGGGAAUCUGAGACAGGAUUAGUGGAGUUCUGGCUCGAUGGGCAACCUUUCCCCCGAAACGGUAUGAUGAAAGGUCAUGUUAUAAGUCCAGAGGCAUCGAUUGUCCUGGGGCAAGAUCAGGAUUCCUUUGGGGGUGGCUUUGAUAUCAACCAGUCCUUUGUAGGGGAGCUCACAGAUGUGUACAUGUGGGACCGGGUGCUGUCUGGGGACGAAAUGUGCCUUGUGUGGGGCAACCAUGUUCCUUCCAACCCAAUAAUUAACUGGAGAUCGUUAAAUUAUGUCAUGAGAGGCUACACCGUUCUUAAGCCCUCCUUGUUUUCCAACUGUAGAGCUGAGUAGGCUUUGAAAACAGAUGGAGAGUCUUUAAAAAAAAAUUACAAGGGGGUGGACUAAAUGAUCCUUAGGGUCCCUUCCAACUCUACGAUUCUAUGCUUCUUUGAUUGAAACCUCCAACAGGGCAAUAGACACUGUUAGUUGCAUUGAUUUCAAUUCUUUCUGCCAGAAUGAGGAGUUCUGUGAAACCCACAAGCUGCCGUUUCCGUUUAUUCCUCCAAUAAAAGAUUAACUCAUACGUCUGUUGUAUCCUUCAGCAGUUUCUGCCUUCAACAACAACCUUCGGAGGGGAGACUUGAGUUUGUUUCUUCCAAA